AGCCAUAGGUGUGUGUGCUGCUGGGAGGGGAGAGCCUGUUAACAUGCUAUAAAUAUUUAAUGCAUCUGGAGCUUCAGGGUUGGCUACUGUCUGGGUCUCAGCAGACCACAUCACAGGCUCUAUGUUGAUCUAGUGAUUCAUAGAAUUAUUGAUUUAUUGGACUGGGACAGGGAUUGGACCAACCCGGAGGUGACAGGCCAUCAUGCCUCGGAUAGACGUGGAUGUGAAGCUGGACUUUAAAGAUGUCCUGUUCAGACCCAAGAGAAGCAGCCUGAAGAGCAGGUCAGAGGUGGACCUAAGGAGGACGUUCACGUUCCGUAAUUCCAAACAGAGUUACCAUGGCAUCCCCAUCAUCGCUGCCAACAUGGACACCACGGGUACCUUUGAGAUGGCACAGGUCCUCAGCAAGCAAACUCUCUUCACCGCCAUGCAGAAGCACUACACUGUGGAGGAGUGGAAGGUUUUUGCAGCCAAGUUUCCAGAAUGUUUGGAGCACGUAGCGGUCAGUUCAGGCAGCGGUCAAGCCGACCUGGAGAAGCUGUGCAGCGUCCUGGAGGCCGUCUCUGACAUCAGAUUCGUCUGUCUGGACGUUGCCAACGGCUACUCUGAACACUUUGUGGAGUUUGUCAAAACCGUCAGGGGGAGGUUUCCCCAACACACUAUCAUGGCUGGCAACGUGGUGACAGGAGAGAUAGUGGAGGAGCUGAUCCUGGCAGGAGCUGACAUCAUUAAAGUGGGUAUUGGGCCAGGUUCUGUGUGUACGACGCGCAUUAAGACGGGAGUGGGAUACCCCCAGCUCAGUGCUGUCAUAGAGUGUGCAGACUCCGCCCACGGCCUGAAGGCUCACAUCAUCUCAGAUGGCGGAUGCAGCUGUCCUGGUGAUGUGGCUAAGGCAUUUGGCGCUGGAGCUGAUUUUGUGAUGCUGGGGGGCAUGCUGGCUGGCCACGACCAGUGUGCCGGGGAGGUCAUUGAGAAGAAUGGCAGAAAGGUCCAGCUGUUCUAUGGGAUGAGCUCUGACACGGCCAUGAAGAAACACGUAGGGGGAGUGGCAGAGUACAGAGCAUCAGAGGGCAGGACGGUGGAGGUACCGUACAGGGGGGAUGUAGAGGCCACCAUCAGGGACAUUCUGGGUGGUCUGCGCUCCACCUGCACCUACGUAGGAGCUGCCAAACUGAAGGAGCUCAGUCGCAGGACCACCUUUAUCAGAGUCACACAGCAGGCCAGCCACAUGUUCACAUAGUAGUAAAUAGACGGACGGACAACAUGAACUUUCUUGUUUCAAUUGUGCUGAUUUAACUUCAAAUGUAAAAGUGUGAAUCUACAACAAUAUUUAUGUGAAUGCAUGCAUUUUUUGUUUGUUGCCUGUACACAAUAAAUAGAAAGAGGAGAAACAGAAUGAAAUACCAACCUGGACUCAGGGGUAGACGUAAUAUAGUAAACUUAUAUCCGUGACACUCCAAAUAGUAUGAUAUGUAACGUUUGGCAUGCUAUUCAUUUGUGGAUGUCCAUCUUCCAUUUCGUACAAUAUGUUACGAAUUUGCAAAACAUAUGAUAUGUUAUGAAUUCUAAUUUGUUGAGGCCAAAGUUAUCUAGGUGGCUAAUGCUAAUGUUAGCCGGGUUAGGGUUAGGAGUUAUGUUAAGGGAAGGGUUAGCUAACAUGCUAAGUAGUUGCAAAGUUGCAAAAAAUUGGUCAGUAGUUCCAAAGUUGCUAAUUAGAUAAAAUUCUAAAAUUGUCUGUGAUGUUAUUCAUACACACAACCUUUGGGUUGCUUGAUGUUCAUGUUUUACACCUACCCAACCUGACCAACCACUCUACUUUUGUUUUUUGUCAUAAGUAGCCUUCUGUCUUAUGUAACCAUACCAAAUGUAACAUAUUAUAAUAAAUUGAGUGUUUUCGAAA
This is a messenger RNA of Oncorhynchus gorbuscha (pink salmon), 1900 nucleotides long. Its product is annotated as GMP reductase 1-like. Gene Ontology annotation, biological process: nucleotide metabolic process. Lineage: Eukaryota; Metazoa; Chordata; Actinopteri; Salmoniformes; Salmonidae. The record is from RefSeq and is a predicted model, not a curated record. Gene Ontology annotation, molecular function: GMP reductase activity. The coding region runs from base 203 to 1240 and encodes 345 amino acids. The transcript has 9 exons. Gene Ontology annotation, cellular component: GMP reductase complex.